GUUCUUUCCUUGACCGACACAAUCUCCGUAGAGUGUGUUUCUGGCCCUUGGUCUGGUGAGGCUAUGAUUUUUUGAAUUCUCCUAUUGUACAACAAUUCGCCAUAAACUAUUUCUUCGCCAACCCCUCGCGGACGACCUCGUCGACACAGCUCACGACCACGUCGACGAUCGCCCUGACUUCGUCUGCGGUGAUGUUGUACGCGGGCGCGAACAUGAUGUGGUCCCCCUGCGUGCCCUCGACAUUCGCGCCACCGACCAUUCCCAUGAUCAUGAGCCCGGCCUGGAAGCACCGCUCCUCGACGACAAACGCGAACCGCUUCCCGCCCAGAUCGAGCGAGCUCACAUCAAACUCCACAGCCCAAAACAUCCCCGCGCCGCGGAUCUCGGCCACGUAGUCCCGCGCGAGCGCGCCGUCCGCCGCGAGCCCCUCGCGCAGAAGCGCGCCGAGCAGGUCGCCCUGCGCGGCGCAGUUCUCGAGCAGCUUCUCCGCGACGAUGACGCGCUGCACGGCGAGCGAGGCCGCGGAGCACAGCGGGUGCGCCUGGUACGUGUAGCCGUGCUGCCAGACGCCGGAGCCCUCGCUCAGCACGCGCGCGACGCGCGGCGCGAUGAGCACGCCGCCGAUGGGCGUGUAGCCCCCGCCGAGGCCCUUGGCGACGGCCUGGAUGUCCGGCGAGACGCCGUCGGCGACGCGCUCCCAUGCGUGCAGCGUGCCCAUGCCUGGAUUGGGGCUGUCAGCGGGGGGAGACGGAGGGAGGAGAGGGGGGUACGCACGGCCCAUGCCGCACAUGACCUCGUCGAGGAUGAGGAGUGCGCCGUACUUGUCGCACACGGAUUUCACGGCGGCGAAGUACCCUUUCGGGGGGAUGACGACGCCGGAGCUGGCUCCACCGACGGUCUCGGCGACAACUGGGGGUGUGUGUCAGGUCACUCUUGUGUUGUUGCAGGACGAGCGCUUACAGGCGAUGACAGUGUCUGGCCCUAGUUCGACGAACUUGGCCUCGAGCUCGGCGCGCAGGCGCUCAACGAACUGCGGCUCGGACUCGCCCUCGCGCUGGUAGCGCCGCGCGUAGGCGGGCGAUACGUGAUGGAAGCGCUUGCUGUCGAGGAUGUCGUCGUACGGCGCGCGGCGUGCAGCGUUCCACGCGACGUUGAGCGUGCCGAGGGACGCGCCGUGGUACGACGACUUGCGGCCGAUGUAGUUCACGCGCUGCGUCUGGCCGAGUUCCCAGAAGUACUGUGGGUGUGUGCUGCGUCAGAACGACUCGGGUGCAGAUGGAGAUGCCGACGCGGGGCUAGGUCACCUGGCGAGCUGUCUUGAGGGCGCCUUCGACGGCUUCGCUGCCCCCGGACGCAAAGGCGAUGUGCGCAAAGGCACCGUGCGACCUGUCGAUGAUGUUCCGUGCGAGCAUCUCCGUCGGCGCGUUCGUCAGCUGCGUGUGGAACGUGACUGCGAACACGGCGUCGGUCAGCCAAACGAUCGAGGCACGCAGCCGGCUGGCACCACCCACAGUUCAGCGUCCCCGCCUGCUCGCGGAUGGCCUCGACGACGGCAGGGUGGCCGUUCCCGAUGCAGACGACGGCCGCGCCGCCGAUCGCGUCCGUGAUGCGGCUGCCGUCCUCGAGGUCGUAGUAGAUCCCCUGCGCUUUCACGGCCAGCGGCGGCGUCUUGUAUGUCUUGUGCAGCACGGCAGACUUGCUGAAGGACCGGAAGCUGGCGAUAUCUCCCAUGGUGCAGUGGAUUUGGAUCUGGACGACUGGGAGUGACGAGGGUGUGAUCCUCUGCAUUCCAGGAUCACAUUUCGAGCCACCGUAUCAACAUGUGAUUCCCUUCUCAUACAUAAUGAACUUGUUGGCAAGCGGAA
Messenger RNA from Mycena citricolor, 1865 nucleotides. The record is from the annotation of a GenBank genome assembly. NCBI's taxonomy places the organism in Eukaryota, Fungi, Basidiomycota, Agaricomycetes, Agaricales, Mycenaceae.